This is a messenger RNA of Betta splendens (Siamese fighting fish), 3195 nucleotides long. It is a transcript of the gene gpr101, whose product is annotated as G protein-coupled receptor 101. Gene Ontology annotation, biological process: G protein-coupled receptor signaling pathway. The coding region runs from base 911 to 2185 and encodes 424 amino acids. The transcript has a single exon. The record is from RefSeq and is a predicted model, not a curated record. Gene Ontology annotation, molecular function: G protein-coupled receptor activity. NCBI's taxonomy places the organism in Eukaryota, Metazoa, Chordata, Actinopteri, Anabantiformes, Osphronemidae. Gene Ontology annotation, cellular component: membrane.
GAUGAACGCGUUAGACGGCCACGCGUUUCACGCCGGCGUCUGCUCCGUUGUGUUCUCUCGCGGAGCACCGAGCGAGGGAAACCACAGAUUUAACACGACGGGGGAAAGUGUGCUGCGCCUGACGCGUUCACCGUGGCACGCGGGGAUGUGGAACCGGCGCGAGUCGUGCGCGUUCACAACAACAAGGAGAAAACGGGGGAGGGAGGGGGAGGUCGGUGUCAGCCUCCAGCAGCGAGACAUUUCCGCGCAGGUGUCCUUGUGCGCGAGUGCGUGCGUGCGCGUGCGUGUGUUUAUUCUGACACCUCAGAGACGAGACCCGAGCGCAAGCAGCCUAAUGCCGCCGAAGGGGGAGUGGAAGCGCAUCAAACGACGCACGCUUCAUCUGCCACGGCAUCCGAAAGCAGCGGCGUCGGGAGCGACGCGCUAGUCCCGGAUGAGAGACCCCCGCUGGGCGAAGACGCGCCGCGAGAGCUCGCUGCCACCGAACCGGAGCCGCGGCGCGCGGCGCGUCCUCGGGCGAAGCGACGCGGCGAGGUGUCGUUCCCCUCGCGGAUUAGUGGCGUUUGCCGCGGCGGUGGACGUUUGCCGUCGACGCUGACGGCUCGAACGCUGUCGCCAGACGAGCCCCCCCCCCCUCCUCGCUUUUCUCCUGCUGCAGAUGUGGCUGACGGAGGAGCGCGGCCUGUGGGUGGGCGAAGCGGCCAUCGGCGGAGACGAGCGGUAACGGCCCCCGAUGGGCACUUCCACGGGAUUUACCAGGCCAUGGAUGCCAUGUUACAUGAGGAUAACAUAAACAAGGAGGAGCGCGUCCGCUGAUCUCUCUGCAUUUAUUCUGCUGCUGGAGAUGGGACUGACCUAGUCGGACUGGACCCGAGGCACGCGUGCCUCUCCCCACACGGACCCACCAGGCAUGGACGUGAACUGCACCGACGUUCCCUGGGGGCCCGGCCCGGACGCGGCCCCCUGGUCCCCGGUGGCCGACAGCGCGGUGAAGAUGGCGCUGAUAUCCCUCAUUGUGUGCGCGUCGCUGUUCGGCAACGUGGUGGUCCUGCUGGUGUUCCAGAGGAAGCCCCAGCUCCUCCACGUGGCCAACCGCUUCGUGCUCAACCUCCUCCUGGCCGACCUGCUCCAGACCGUCCUGGUCAUGCCCUUCGCCAUCGCCACGGCGGUGCCCGGCGUGUGGCCCCUGGACGCCCGGCUGUGCCAGGCCCUGGUGGUGCUCAUGCACCUCUUCGCCUUCGCUGGCGUCAACACCAUCAUAAUCGUGUCGGUGGACCGCUACCUGGCCAUCAUCCACCCGCUGUCCUACCCCACCCGCAUGACCCCCCACCUGGGCACCAACCUCAUCAUCUGCACCUGGGUGCUCAGCUUCCUCCAGAGCACGCCGCCGCUCUACGGCUGGGGCGCCAUCGCCUUCGACCCGCGGCGCCACGUGUGCGCGGUGGUGUGGUCCUCCAGCCUGUCCUACUCCGCCGCCGUGUCCACCUUCUCCUUCUGGCUGCCCGUGCUCGUCAUGCUGGCGUGCUACUGGAUGGUGUUCAGGGCGGCUCGGCGGCAGAACGCCCUCGUGCACCCCGUCCAGACGCAGGCGCUCUCCCGGGCCCGCCCGCAGGACUUCCAGGGGCCCGGCAGCCCCCAGCGGCCGGGGGGCGGAGCCGACGACCGCGGCUCCGCCCGAGGGCACGCGGUCCGGGUCCGGCACAGACGCUUCCACUACCACUGCAAAGCGGCUCGCGUGGUUUUCGUGAUCAUGGCCUCGUACGUGCUCAGCAUGGGGCCUUACAGCAUCCUGAACACCAUCUCCAUGAGCGCCAGGGCGGCCAUACCCGCCUGGCUCUCCUCCCUCUCCCUGGUGCUCUUCUUCUUACAGUGCUGCCUGCACCCCUACAUUUACGGCUACAUGCACCGCAGCGUGAGGAAGGAGUUCCUGGCGCUGCUCUGCGGCCUCUUCUGCAAACGGGGCCGGGCGCGGCAGAGCUCCGCCGCGGAGAGCUGCUUCACCACCACGGAGGGCCGCUCGGGGGCCCACGCCGUCCGGGUGGUCCCCCUGCAGACGUGGGCGGAGUGCACGACGUCCUCCUCGCCCACGUGCGAGAGGAGGUCGCGGGACAGCCGCAAGGAGACCACGUCCACCAGCAUCGGCUCCGAGAGGGAGCUCGCGCUCCACAGCAGGCGCAGCACAUGAGCCGCCUGCACGAGCUCCACAGCCCAUAGUCUUACUUGAAGUCUGUGCUCACAUAGAAACUAACAGGCCUUCUGUACAACAGGGUUGUCCACUUAGGAAGAAUCACAUAAAUGAUCAUUAGUAUAUUAAUUGUUUACAUUUUUUCAUAGAAUCAAGUAGUAUUGUUUUAUUAUGAAGUGUUGGUUGUUGUUAGGGCAUUUUUAAGAGUUAUUAUAUCGGCCAUUUGUCAGGUUGUCUGCUAUGAUUUGAAGGUUUAUUACUAUUUUAAAUGUGCAAAGACUGAACUAGCAUCUUUUACAAAAAAAAGUAUUUUAAAAGAAGUUUUAAACUCAGCUGAUGUUUCAUUUGUUCGCUCACUUUUUAACCCAAGAAGUCGUUUCUGACACAGUAUUAAUGUGGAUAAUCUGCACAACUACUCUCUCCUCAGGAAAUGCCCGCUGAACAAACUGCAGCAUCCGUCUCCAGUCCCGCAACCUGUUCAGUUGGUGAACACGUGCUCUCGGCCCCCGGUGCAGUGACUUAAUAAGCCAGAGCGCCGCUUGUUGUGCCUGUCAGUUACAACACACACACGUCUGUUUCCUGGAGCUGAGAACCACACACGCACUUUUGUCUUAGCCUUUGUUGCUGGAAGUCUUAGUCGACGGGAUUUUGUCUUGCGUUCAAGUGUCACUGUUUAUUUGAUGCCUUUCAAAUGUCAGCCGCUCGGAGGAGAUGGCAAAGUGUGAUUAACAAACAGAAUGUGUGCUGCUUAAUGUCAUCUGCGCUACACAAUCUAUUGUAACAGAUUUUUUAUGUCAUCCGAACACGUUUAAAUUUGUAAAGAAGCCUCCUGGCGCUUAGUUCAUAAAAAAGGCGACGUGAUGAGUAUUAAUCAAAGUGUUAUGUGCUUGACAUGACUCAUUUUAGAGAAAUACAAUCAUUGAGAUGUUUAGAAAAUGUGUUGCCAAAGGAUGUCGCAGGUUCAGUAUUUGUGUUUCAGAAAAGAUAAACACUCAUUUGGCAAAACCUUA